Molecule: messenger RNA, 1207 nt
Organism: Hibiscus syriacus
Lineage: Eukaryota; Viridiplantae; Streptophyta; Magnoliopsida; Malvales; Malvaceae
Product: probable prolyl 4-hydroxylase 12
Exons: 7
Coding region: 367-1131 (254 amino acids)
Biological process (GO): peptidyl-proline hydroxylation to 4-hydroxy-L-proline
Cellular component (GO): endoplasmic reticulum
Molecular function (GO): iron ion binding; procollagen-proline 4-dioxygenase activity; L-ascorbic acid binding
Source: RefSeq, a predicted model, not a curated record
AAAAUUUAUGCCUUGUCCCGUCUUGCCUCUCGGGUGGAUAGUUCUUCCUCGAUUCAGCGACGUGUAAACUCGAUGCUAAAACAGAGCUUCAAAGUCGCAUGGGAGGUUUAGCUUUCAGUCUCGUUUUCUGCAAAAUCCAUUUGGAUUUGGAUUGAGAUUUCAAUUUCCUGUUUGUAUCUUACAAUCGUUGUUGCAUCCGUUCAUGGCUUCCCUUGUUUCAAAUUUUAUUCUUCCGCUGCUUUUCACCUUUCUGUUCUCCAAUUUCUCAGCUGAAAGCCGGAAGGAGUUGAAGGACGAAGAGGUUAUUCAGUUGAGGCAUUCAGUUCAAUCCAACGUGGUUGACCCUUCACGAGUCCUGCAACUUUUAUGGCGGCCAAGGUCAGGGCCUUUCAGUAUGGUGGCUUUCUAUCAAAUGAGGAGUGCGACCAUCUUAUUUCUUUGGGUCAUGGAGUAAAAGAAAAUUUUCUGGGGAUCAAUAAUGAUCGAGCUAAUGUUGGGACAAAGAGGCAACUUGCAAGUUCAAAAACUUUGCUCAAUACAGAUGAUACAGUUCUUGCAAAGAUUGAAGAAAGACUUUCGGCUUGGACUUUCCUUCCUAAAGAGAAUGGCAGUCCUCUAUAUGUUAGGCGCUAUGAACUUGAGGGGGCCGAACAAAACCUAGAUUAUUUUGGCAAUAAAACCAGGCAGGCUAUGAGUGAGCCUUUGUUGGCAACUGUGAUUUUGUAUCUUUCAAAUGUUACCCGUGGUGGUGAGAUUCUUUUCCCCGACGCAGAGCCGAAGAGCAAGACAUGGUCAGAUUGUACAAAGACCAGCAACUUCCAAAAACCUGUCAAGGGAAACGCUGUUUUGUUCUUCACGACUCACCUCAAUGGAUCUCCGGAUGGUAGUAGCUCGCAUGCUAGAUGCCCUGUUCUGGAAGGAGAAAUGUGGUGUGCCACCAAAUUCUUCUACCCAAGGGCUGUUUCCAGAGAAACCAUCUCAUCUGGCUUUGGCAGAAAUGACGAGUGUUCGGAUGAAGAUGCCAGUUGUCCUCAUUGGGCUUCUAUUGGGGAAUGCCAGAGGAACCCUGUUUUCAUGGUUGGUUCACCUGAUUACUAUGGUACGUGUAGGAAGAGUUGCAAUGCUUGCUGAACAAGAAAUCACUUCCCACAUGAUUUGAUUCCAAUUAUUCUAAUAAUCACUAUAAAGUAGCUUCUUCUUUGUAAUU